Molecule: messenger RNA, 146 nt
Organism: Tauraco erythrolophus (red-crested turaco)
Lineage: Eukaryota; Metazoa; Chordata; Aves; Musophagiformes; Musophagidae
Source: RefSeq, a predicted model, not a curated record
UUACUGGUUAUUGAGUCCUCUCCGAAGUUGCCCACUUGCAGAGAGGUAAAUGCUGUGGUUCUGCAUGCAGACAUUGUCCAUAUGAGCAAGUUAACGUGAAAGACCAGUCCAAAAAGAAGCGCUUCAACUCAUUUUUUAAAAUAUAA